CUAUGUAAAGGGCCUUCGAUGUUCCUCGCUGGCUAAGAUAAUCCCAGGAGCUUGUCAAUUAAUAUACCUUGUUCUCGAGGUUCAUCAAACAAGGAAACACACAUUCUCCCGAGGUUCACAGCGGAGAUUUAUAUAAGUGGAUGGAACCAUUCACGUUUGAUGAGUUGCUUAAAGGAAUCCUCCGGCAAGAGCCUUGUGCACCACUCAGCCUUCAAAUAAUAUAUGAACCCAUCAUUAGGCCACAAGCCACUGCUUCCGCCACCACCACGGUGCAACGGCCCACUUCAGAAAUAACGCUCGACGAGUACCAUGAAAAUAAACAUGUCCGCUGAUAAGAAAGAUACCACCAGCGGCAGCUGGGCCGAGACGGUCUCCGCGAGCUUCCCGGAGAGCGAGGGCUACACGAUCCACAUGAGCAUCCACCAGUGCCGUGGGCCGAAGAUGAUCAUCGCCAGUCACCGCGGAGACGACGAGCUGAUGGGUUGUGAACGCCGGGCCGUGCAUUGUGCCGGCUACCAGGGCGAAAUCCUGGGUAUGGCCUUGCAAUUCCCCGAGUCGUGCGGCAGCGUCCCGGAUACCGUGCUUGCCGAGCGCGACAACUUUUUUCUCCGAAAGUGGCCCGAGACACUGCUACCGAUGCCGACCUACGGGGCGGUCAUCGCCCGCGACGAGCCGCAGCACGUCAAGUCGGAGUUGUUUGGCCAGCUGUUUCGGCUGUACGUCGAUCCUGAGCGGGAGGCACAGAGAGGCCGGGUGGACUGUGCACGGUUGUUCGUGGACUGGCUGCACGAGUGGAAAAAGAGUCUGGUGGCCAAGGGCCCGCUAGAGGAGGUUCCGUUCGAGUUGCUGCUCCAGCCUGCAGGUCGGGCUCGAGAGAUCAGCGACUACAUCUGUCCUGCUUGUUCUUUCGAGGAUAUGUGAACUUGAGAAGGAUUGAG
Aspergillus brunneoviolaceus CBS 621.78 is the source of this 938-nucleotide messenger RNA. RefSeq lists its product as uncharacterized. The record is from RefSeq and is a predicted model, not a curated record. Lineage: Eukaryota; Fungi; Ascomycota; Eurotiomycetes; Eurotiales; Aspergillaceae. The transcript has a single exon. The coding region runs from base 310 to 921 and encodes 203 amino acids.